This is a messenger RNA of Pseudonaja textilis, 4263 nucleotides long. It is a transcript of the gene SH3RF3, whose product is annotated as SH3 domain containing ring finger 3. Gene Ontology annotation, molecular function: protein binding; metal ion binding. Lineage: Eukaryota; Metazoa; Chordata; Lepidosauria; Squamata; Elapidae. The record is from RefSeq and is a predicted model, not a curated record.
GCUGACAGGCCCUGGGCGGGCUGGGCUCGGCGGCCCCUGCUCCGGCUGCCAUGUGCUGGGGCUGCCGCCUCUCCCGCGGCCUCCCUCGCUGGUCUAAAUGCUCCUAGGGGCGUCCUGGCUGUGCUCCUCCAAGGCUGCCGCCGCAGAGAAGCGAGCGGCGGAGGAAAGGCGGAGGCGGCGGGCGGCUUCGGCGGCAGGCGGCGGCGGCAGCGGGGGCAACGGUGAGGGACCGCCGGCCGCCGCCGGAGGGGCCAUGGACGAGUCGUCGUUGCUGGACUUGUUGGAGUGCUCCGUGUGCCUGGAGCGCCUGGACACGACGGCCAAGGUGCUCCCGUGCCAGCACACCUUCUGCCGCCGCUGCCUGGAGAGCAUUGUCAGCUCCCGCCACGAGCUGCGCUGCCCCGAGUGCCGCAUCCUGGUGGGCUGCGGCGUCGACGAGCUGCCCGCCAACAUCCUGCUCGUCCGCCUGCUGGACGGCAUUCGGCAGAGACCCCGCGCGGGCGCUGGAAGCGGCUGUUGCGGGGGCGGCAACUGCGGCCCCGGCAGCCCCAAGUCCCCGAGCAACGCUGGCCUUUCGGGCGGCGACAGCGGGGACAACCCUACCGCCGCUGGAGCAGGAGGAGGAGGAGGAGGAGGAAACAGCGCGGUCCCCCCUGUUAACCCUGGUUGUCAACCCGCCGCGGUGGCCACCACGUCCAGCGGCUCCCCGAGUGUGGCCGCUGCAGCGGCUUCAGCCGCCGCCAGUCUGCGGGAACUCGCCGCUGCCAGCCGGAGCGCCUUGCUUAAGAACCCCACUCAGCUUCCCUAUGGAAAAGCUCUUUAUGCCUACGAAGGGAAAGAACCCGGUGACCUCAAAUUUAACAAAGGAGACCUUAUUAUACUGCGCAGAAAAGUAGAUGAGAAUUGGUAUCAUGGGGAACUGAAUGGAAAUCAUGGCUUUUUCCCAGCAAGCUACAUCCAGUGUAUCAAGCCUCUUCCACCAGCCCCUCCACAAGGCAAAGCACUUUAUGACUUUGAAAUAAAGGACAAAGAUCAAGACAAAGACUGUUUGACUUUUACCAAGGAUGAAAUUUUAACUGUCAUCCGGAGAGUGGAUGAUAAUUGGGCAGAAGGAAUGCUGGGAGAUAAAAUUGGAAUAUUCCCUAUUCUUUAUGUGGAGCUCAAUGAAUCAGCUAAGCAGCUUAUUGAGAUGGACAAGACCAAUGUAGCUGCUGCAUCUGGCAAUGAUGUCUCUUUGCCAGUUGACACAAACCUGGCAGUAAGCACAGCCCAGUGCUGCACACUGAAUAGUGCUGGAGCAGUCAGUGCCAUUCAGCGACAUAUUGACGGCAAAAAGAAUGCUAAGAAGCGCCACUCCUUCACAGCUCUCAGUAUGACCCACAAGUCCUCCCAGGCCUUGAAUAAUAGGCAUUCCAUGGAGAUUAGUGCUCCUGUUCUGAUAAGUUCAAGUGACCCCCGGGCUGCGGCCAGAAUUGGAGAUGUGGCUCAUCUGUCCACAAGUGCGCCAGUCCAGGAUUCUACUUUAGCUGGAUCUGCAACCAUGACUGGACCCAGAACCAGUGCAAUUGUGGGAGAUCAAGGAACACCAUCAAAAGUCCAACUACCACUCAAUAUUUAUUUGGCAUUAUAUGCCUACAAACCUCAGAAGACAGAUGAACUAGAACUACGUAAGGGCGAAAUGUAUCGUGUUAUCGAGAAGUGUCAGGAUGGCUGGUUCAAAGGGACGUCCUUGAGAAAUGGCAUGUGUGGCGUCUUUCCAGGCAAUUAUGUCACUCCUGUUUCCAGGGUUCCUGCAGCAACUAACCAGCCCAGGAAUUUGACAGGAGGCUCUCCAACAGCCAAAGGCUCCCCUCGAGAUGCUGCCCCAGGAGCUCCAACAUCUCUCACCAGUUCUGCUCCUGUUACCAGACCAGCCGUUCCAAUCACCACCCCUCCCUCUCAGACCCAGCUGCCAGCAGGCUCCCCACAGAUGAAUAACUGUUUGAGAUACUCUUCUCAGCACCCAGUGACUCAGCCUCGCAGCUCUGUGCAAAUGGUUGUGCACAAUUCUGUGCAGGCCCAAGAUCGGCCCACAGCCACGGUCUCACCACUGAGAAGUCAGAAUUCUCCGUCUCGCCUCCCAGCAACUGUGAUCCGAUCACACUCGGUGGUUUCUCCACAACAUAUCCACCACUCUCCUGUGCAUGUCAUCCCUGGAGCACAGUGUGCCAGACCUAUUAUUCCUCUCACUUCAGCAGCAGCAGCAAUUACUCCUCCCAAUGUCACUGCAGUCAAUCUGAACGGAGAAGCUGGAAAUGGGCCCAUCAGUAGCUUGGUGACUUGUAGCCCAACCAACACAGCUUGCAAAACAGAAGAAAGGAAAAAUGAAAAGAAAGAAAAGAAAAGCGGACUCUUGAAACUUCUAGCAGGAGCCUCUACGAAAAAGAAACCUCGCUCUCCUCCCUCCAUGUCUCCAACACAUGAUCCUAUGGCAAUAGUGGAAGGGAUGCUGCAGGGCGCAAUGGGACCUGAGUUGUCCUCCCUCUCUAGCCAUGGGAGGGCAGGAUCCUGCCCUAUCGAGAGUGAAAUGCAAGGCGCAAUGGAGAUGGAGCCUCUGCACAGAAAGACGGGAUCUUUGGAUCUGAAUUUUUCUAUCCCUUCUCCCAUAAGGCAACUGCCACCUUCAAUGGCAACCAGCCACCCAGAAGCUAAGCCGUUGAAUCGAGAAAGAUAUCGUGUCGUGGUCCCGUAUCCUCCGCAGAGUGAAGCUGAGAUUGAACUGAAGGAGGGCGACAUUGUGUUCGUCCACAAGAAAAGGGAAGAUGGUUGGUACAAAGGGACGUUACAGCGGAAUGGCAGGUCAGGCCUCUUCCCCGGCAGCUUCGUGGAGAGCUUUUGAAGGGUUGGGUUGUGGACUUGAGGGACCUCCUGGAGGAAACGCUGGAGCACAAAACCAUAUCAAGCAGCAACAAAUGGAAAGUGCCAUAAUGGGAGAGAGCCAUGAUUAUGAUUCCCAAAGUCUCUUUGAUUGACCACCUGGAAGCAAAGGGUCUGGCAGCGCUUUCAAAUAGUACAUACAGCAGUAUGUUGGAGUCGUGCCUUCUACAUGGAACAGAUCGGAGAUGGAGAGGACACACGUUAAAAUCCAGCCAGUAUAUUUCAUGUAAAUGAUAGAGGAAUUAUGUUUGGAAAAGGAAAAAAAAACAUGUUGUAUCACUGUAAUUUAUUUCUCUGAGCUGCAGUGUUCUUAUUACUGGCCUAGGGGAAGAGAAAGAGGGACUGGAUUUCAAAGAUCAGCCAGCUUGCUGUCUGUCCUCCAAGUAAUGGGCAUAUGCAGAAAAUAUUGCUCACGUAGAAAGAACCAGAAGCCCCAAACAUAACUUAUUUCCACAUAUACCUCAAAAACACUCUAUUCCAUGUCCUCAUGAUGACAUUCCCAGCCUGCCACCACAGCCCAAAUUUGUCUUUCGUUGAUUUGGUUUGGAAGUGGCGUUUCCUUCCCUUCUCAGUCCAAAGCUUCCCAAACUGACCACCAAGAGUGACGAGGGGUUGAUGCACUGAGAGACAGCAAUCUGCUUAGUUCCAGUUGGCCCAGUAGAUCCGCUGCAGGAACGCUUUGUGUAAGAUUUAUAAGAGAUACCAGGUACUUUGCAUGUGUAGCCUAUUUCCGUGGGUUGUGGAGACUGGACUUGGGAACAGCUCUUCCAGGGAAUGGCCAUUUCCACAUCCAAACCCCCAAACCCUAAAAAGCAUUGGAGCUAACAGGACAGAGGGGUUGUGGAGGGAUAUCUUGCUUUGAGUAGGGAACUCUGGAAGAAGCUGAGCGAGAAGAACCAGGAGACAAAGAGGGCUGUGGUCAACAGGGAAGCUCUUGCUCAUCCCUGGCAAGGCAACAUCUCCUGCGCUGGGCAUCAAAUGCCCUUUUUGCCAGGGGGACACAUCACCUGGAAACGAGCAGCCCAAUUUACUACAUUAGCCAGACAAGGUGUGGGAAUAUUCAGAUGUUGGAGAAAAUCCGGCCCAGAGCAUUGGGGGUUGGAGCUAUGACUGCUGCCAGUAGAAAACAGCCUUCCGCCUCUUUUCUUGUCCUUCAUUUUGGCUUGUAUUUUGUUGCUGGUCCUUGUCUGUGAGAGAGGCAACUCUCUUCCUAUGAGCAGAAGACAUGGAGGCAGCAGAGGAGCAGGAAAAUGGUUGGUCCAAGGAGGGCAAAGGGCCCAGCCUAGAUGAUUCAACCUAUUUAACCCAUUGGUCAGUUGCAGAAACUCAGAGCAGCACCAGCAGAUC